AUGCGACGAAAACAACGGGCAAACGACGCCAACGCCGACCAGGACCGCCUAGCAACAACGUCAACCCCAAUCAAUGGAUACGACGGGCAAACGACGACUAGCGCCCAGGACGAUCGACCACCAGCGCCCAUGAGCAGUGCCCACCACGGCCCUAAAGCCACGAACGACCCCACGAGCAAGCCGGGCCAUCGCAGUCUGCGACGUGGCAACGAUGCCACAGGACGACGACGACAUGAUCGUCGUCGUCGUCGCCAACAACGGACAACGGACAACGGACAACAACGACCACGGCGUACGGACGACAAUGACAAUGACAACGUACAGACGACAAUGACAACGUACGGACGACAACAACGAAGACGACGUACAGACGACAAUGACGAAGACAACGUACGGACGACAACAAAGAAGACGAUGAUGAAGACGACAGACAGACGACAACAAAGACGACAUACGGACGACGACGAAGAUGACGCACGGACGACGACGGCGACGGCGAGCGUACAGACGAGGAGGAGGAGGAGGAGGAGGGCCUACAAGCGACAGACGACGACGACGAAGACGCGCGACGAGGGCUCGAUACCCCUCCUUAACUGCCCACUACUCCCUCACUGCCCACCACUCCCUCCCCCUCUCCUUUAUCCCACCACUCCCUCCCCCUCUCCUUUACUGCCCACCACUGCCUCCCCCUCUCCUUUACUGCCCACCGCUCCCUCCCCCUCUCCCUCAUUGCCCACCUCCCCCUCCCCCUCUAUCCACCUCACUGCCGACCACCCUUCUCCUUCAGUGCCUACCACCCUCCCCCCUCUAUCAUUGCCUACCACUCCCUUCCCCUCAUUCAUCCUUUCCCCUCCCCCUCAUUCAUCCCUUCCCCUCCCCCUCAUUGCCUACCACCCCCUUUCUGAUUGCUUACCAUCCCUUUUCCUUCAUUGCCCACCACUUCCUCACUGA
This is a messenger RNA of Laccaria bicolor S238N-H82, 951 nucleotides long. RefSeq lists its product as uncharacterized. The record is from RefSeq and is a predicted model, not a curated record. Bases 1 to 951 code for a protein of 316 amino acids. The transcript is spliced from 3 exons. Lineage: Eukaryota; Fungi; Basidiomycota; Agaricomycetes; Agaricales; Hydnangiaceae.